AUGGCGCCAGCAGAUGUUCUCGGCGCAGUGCAAUCAGAAGAAUUAACAAGUAUCAUUCUCAGCGGAACGCAAGAGUUGGAGCUUCAGUUGAGUCACAAGAGUCGGUGCCUUUUAGCUGUUGCAUCAGUCAUGACAGCUUCAUUUAUGAUAUGCAUUAAUGUUUCAAUCAGCGACUGCAAAAUCGAAGUUGUUGUCGGCGUCGUACAGGGACAAUUUAAAGACAGUCCUUGCAUGUGGGGGAACCCUCCAGUCUUCAGCAUCGGACGAGUCAUAGACAAAAAUGGGCUGAUGCGAACAUUUUCGAGAGGAUCUAGGACUCAAAGAGAUUAUUUCCGUGAUAUGGAAUGGCUUCAGUAUCAUCUCUAUGUGAAAGCUAAAGCUGUAAAUGAAAAUGGUGAAAGUAUUAAGCUGCUUUUGUUAGAGGAAAACAUAACCAGGAUCCAGGGGGAAGUAAACGAAUCCAACAUGUUAAAAAAAGCCAUCGAUUUAGUAAAGGAACUGCAAGAGGCGAAGAGACUUUUCGAGGAAGUGACGAUCCUGUGCUGGGUCCCCUUGUACCCCGAGGCGCACAACCGCACAUCCAGGCAUGUCAUUGCCACGUGGGGGAAGCGGUGCAACAAACUCGUCUUCAUGAGCACUAUGGAUGAUCCUUCCAUUGAUGCUGUGAACGUGGGAAGUAAAGAAGGAUAUGGAUAUCUUUGGCACAAAACCAUGUUUUCACUUCAGUACAUAUAUAAGCAUUUUCUCAACGAGUUUCAGUGGUUCCUAAAAGCCGACGAUGACACGUAUGUGAUAAUGGAAAAUCUACGUUAUAUGCUACGUGCUUAUGAUACAAAUGACCCCAUUUAUUUCGGACUUUACUACAAAAAUUUUGGACGAUAUAAUGCAGGAGGAGCAGGUUAUGUUAUGGGAAGAGAAUCGAUUCGAAGGUUUGUCGAACAGGCGCUGCCAAACGCCGCGAUCUGUAGCCCUACUGGAAAGGCGGAGGAUGUAAAGCUCGGAAACUGUCUUCAAAGAGUUGGAAUAAAAUUCGGAGACACACGGGAUCAUAUUGGACAAGGAAGGUUCUGGCAACACCAUCCGAUAUCGAUUAUUAAAGAGACGAAACUUGUUGAAAGCUACCAACAUUAUCCAGUUCCUGAAUGGCCGAAUUCCUCCUCGGACACAGUCAUCAGUUUCCAUCGAAUGACAACCUCCGACCUUUACCUAAUGGAAUACUUCAUCUACGACAUCCGCGUUUUCACCCCUGCCGAGCCUCCCUCUCGCUGUCUUCCUUCCGCCUGA
Molecule: messenger RNA, 1284 nt
Organism: Penaeus vannamei (Pacific white shrimp)
Lineage: Eukaryota; Metazoa; Arthropoda; Malacostraca; Decapoda; Penaeidae
Source: RefSeq, a predicted model, not a curated record